This is a messenger RNA of Xenopus tropicalis (tropical clawed frog), 3738 nucleotides long. RefSeq names its product collectin subfamily member 12 (gene colec12). Gene Ontology annotation, biological process: immune response. Gene Ontology annotation, molecular function: carbohydrate binding. Lineage: Eukaryota; Metazoa; Chordata; Amphibia; Anura; Pipidae. The coding region runs from base 430 to 2676 and encodes 748 amino acids. The record is from RefSeq and is a predicted model, not a curated record. Gene Ontology annotation, cellular component: membrane. The transcript is spliced from 10 exons.
ACAUGGUUGCAGAAUAAACUUGCAGACAUCUGACUCCCUUCUCCUUGGCCUCUGAUGAUUUUCUUUACUGGAAAUGUUCUGCUUCUAGGGGAAUAGGUGACAGACCUUGCAUUGCUUCAGAUCUGAUUGUCCAUCCAAAGCUGCUGCAUGAGAGAGUAGGAGGGAACUGGAGCAGAAGCUCAGCACAACUCUGCCUUUCUGUAAACUGUUUGCUAGGAGGCUGCGGGCUGGGCUUCUUUCUGACUUGGUGGCACAGAUCACUAGGACGACAGCGGCACAGGGUAUUGCCUCAUAAGUCAGGCUGCUGGGCCCCCCUUCAUCUGCUGGCAGCAACAGACAUGGAAACAAAGUAACACAGGACCAGACGUCUGCCUGCACCUCACUAAACAUCACUUUGACGUGCCCUGUGUCACCAUCUAUUGUGCCAACAUGAAAGACGACUUUGCUGAAGAAGAGGAGGUACAGUCGUUUGGAUACAAGAGGUUUGGUAUACAAGAAGGAACACAAUGUACAAAGUGUAAAAAUAACUGGGCACUGAAGUUUUCUAUCAUACUGCUGUAUGUUCUGUGUGCGCUGCUAACCAUCACAGUGUCUAUACUGGGAUACAAAGUUGUAGAAAGAAUGGAUGGGGUUACUGAUGACAUGGAACUGUCACACAGGGGCUACUCAAAGCAACUUUCAGAUGUGGAAGUGAAUUUGAAGAAAUUAGAUGAUCAAGCGGGAUUAAAAUCCAUCUCUACCAGUAGUGAGCUUUCAAGCGUCAGGUCAGACAUUGCCACCAUACGCCAGCAACUGCGAGAAAUCAGCGAGAAAACAACUCGAAAUAAAGACACCUUAGAAAAGUUGCAGGAAGCUGGAGAUUUACUAGAUGCCAAGCAAAGCCAAAUGAAAACUGUGCUGGACAACAACUCUUUAAUGAUCAAUGGUCUCAAUCACACUUUACUGGCUUAUAAUACCUAUGUCUCCAGCUUACAGCAGGAUACAAACAGCCUACAGACAAGCCUGCAAAACCAAAUGCAGUUGAGUAGUGUAAUCAUCAUGAAUAUCAGUAACCUAAAUGUCACCCAGAUUCAACAGAGGACUGCCAUAAGUGCACUGCAGAGAUCUGUUGAUGACACGAGUCAAGCUAUUCAAAGAAUCAAGAAUGAUUUUCAAAGUUUGCAGCAAGCUGUCCUCCAGACUCGGAAAGACACCGAAUGGCUCAAAGACAGAGUACAAAACCUGCAGAAUAUCGCUGCAAAUAAUACAGCUUUGGUGAAAGCCAACAACGACACUCUGGAAGACAUGAGCAGCCAAUUAAAUAAUCUUGGAACACAAAUUGACAACAUCACAGUGAUUGCACAAAGUAACGAACAAAAUCUCAAGGACCUUCAGGAUUACCAUAAACAGUAUGAAAACAGAACCAAUUCCAAGAUUAGUCUUUUAGAAGAGCGUUUUCAGAAAUUUGAAGUAGAUAUAGUAAGCAUUAUUAGCAACAUUAGUUACACUGCUCUUCAUCUAAGGACGCUGACUAGCAACCUCAAUGAUGUGAGGACAAGCUGUACUGAAAUACUUAGUAAGCAUACAGAUGAUCUAGUGAAUUUGAACAACUCUCUAAGCAACAUGCAGAUAGACACAACUUCUCUUAGGAUGCAGCAAGAUUUAAUGAGAAUGAGAUUAGAUAACGAAGUUGCCAAUUUAUCGAUUAUUAUGGAAGAAAUGAAAGUGGUGGAUUCAAAGCACGGACAGCUUAUCAGGAACUUCACUAUUUUACAAGGACCUCCUGGUCCCAGAGGACCUAAAGGUGAAAGAGGGUCUCAAGGAUUUUCUGGGCCUAUUGGACCAAAGGGACAGAUGGGAGAAAAGGGAGAACCAGGGCCACCUGGUCCUGCAGGUGAAAAAGGGCCACCUGGACCCAUUGGCCCUCCAGGAGAAAAGGGUUCAAAAGGCUCAAGAGGUUCACAAGGCAACAAGGGACAGAGAGGGUCUCCAGGAAAACCUGGCGAAGUUGGGCCAAAAGGAGAUCCAGGGCCUCAAGGACCGCCUGGAAAUAAUGGAAUACUUGGGCCUUCUGGUCCACCAGGACCACAGGGGGAGAAAGGAGUCAAUGGGGAACCUGGAGCCGCAGGAAUUAGAGGGGCACCUGGACCUCCAGGAUUACCUGGAUUACCUGGUAUACCUGGACCUAGAGGUCCUCCAGGACCUCCUGGAGAUUUGGGAAGUUCUUUAGCAUUACACCAGGCUCCUUCAGCGGAAGUUAUGCUUGAACCAGUGGUGACUGGUUGCCCUCUGGAGUGGAAGAACUUUUCUGAUAAAUGCUACUACUUCUCAACUGGAAAGGAUAUAUUUGAUGAUGCCAAACUUAUCUGUGAAGAAAAGGGAGCUAUGUUAGUUGUGAUUGAAACCCAAGCAGAGCAACAAUUUUUGAAAAAACAAACAAGUGGAAAAGGAAACUUCUGGAUAGGCCUCACAGAUGCGGAGGAAGAGAGUGUAUGGAAAUGGCUGGAUGGUACCAUUCCAAACUACAAAAACUGGAAGGAAGGACAACCUGACAAUUGGUCCCAUCAAACUGGACCAGGAGAAGAUUGCGCUGGGUUAAUAUAUUCGGGCUUGUGGAAUGACUUUCACUGUCAAGACUACAAUAACUUUAUUUGUGAGAAACCUAUUGAUUUAACUCAGGUACCUGAAGUCUCAUAGCUUCUGAGAGGCCUACGGUGCACAGAAUGCCAAGAUUAAUUGGAAGAACAACCUGUACACCACAUAAUAUUCUGGACAAUGGAUGAUAACAUUGCAACAAUUUAAUGGACCAAAGAGUGAUUUGAGGACUACUAGAAAUUCAGUGCCAGGAUUUCUUUUUUACGCUGCCAAGAACUUUGGAGCAGACUGUGGGUUCAGAGCACUGAGAGAAAGCUACCGAUAUCUUUGGAAAUGUUUCAUUCCCUACCUGAAAUAUAUUGACUGCAUUUGUUCUAUUCCAUAUGUAUGCAGUACUAGCCUUUGGAAUUAUGAAAUAUUUCAAGAUAUUUUUAUUCAAAUAAGUUUCUCUUGGUAAAUUUCAAAAUGCCUUAUAGAGAAUUAAACAAUACAGGUAUAUAAUGCAAUUGUUUUUAUCAGAAUAUAGUUUUUAAAGCUUUUUAAAACAUUGUAUUUUUGUACAAAAUACUACCAUGUUAUAUUUUUUUUACUCGUAUAUUGGAAUACCGCCACCACAGAAAACAACAAUGGUACAUACAUUAUUCAUACAGUAAUCAACUAGUCAAGGAAGAAUGUUAGCAAAAAUAUGUAUUUCUCAUAAGCUGACCUUUUUAUAUUUUCAUAUUUUCCUCUUUGUCAUUGUAUGUUAUGUUAAUAUGGUCACUUCCACACAGGUUAAAGCUGUUAGGCCAAGAGCAGAACUUCCAUGCUUUAAAUGGUGUGUUGUCAAACUGGUUUUCUCUGAAGAUCCUGACAGAACCAGAGAACAACAUUAGAUGCAAGAUUCCCAUCAGCUUUGUCUCUAUGCUGACCAAUCAUUUAGGUGAGGAACAGAACUUGGACUGACUUCCCAUCUUGCUCUUGGUCCUCACUGAACAAGUGGAGAUAAUGCCAAAGUUACACUUUUAAGAUACAGUUUCACCUGUGGAACACUCACUUCCUGCACUUUGCCAUUGUCAGCCAUUUUUUAAUCCUUUGACCCUUUGGAAUGAAUGUUGAAUAGUGUAGUGCUGGAGUUUUCUUUUUACAAAGAUGUCAGUAAAAACUACAUUCAAACUAUAGAAA